AGUUCGGUUGUGUGUGUGUGUGUGUGUGUAUGUGUGUCCUUGUACGGGCCCAGGAUAGACAAACAACAGGACGCUUCAGAGAUCAGCGCUAGACAUGAAACACUUACUGAGCCUUCACAGGGUGGCCACUCGGGCCUUCAAUACGACUGCAAGACAGAUGAAGAAUAAGGUCCCGGAGAAGCAAAAGCUUUUCCAGGAGGACAAUGGGUUACCGGUCCACAUUAAAGGAGGAACCACAGAUAUGCUACUCUAUCGUUUUACCAUGACCCUCACUAUUGUUGGCACUGGAUUUUCCUGUUACUGGCUUUUGGUGGCCUCUAUGCCCAGGGCCAAAGCAGAAUAAUAAGAACAGCUGACUGUGUGUUUCGGUAUUGAGUUGAUCUGAAUAGGGUGCACAAAGACAAAUCUGAUUAAAUAAAGCAUCAUGUAUAGUGUGUAUAAAAUAAACCUUAUUUGAAAUGA
This is a messenger RNA of Trichomycterus rosablanca, 462 nucleotides long. RefSeq names its product cytochrome c oxidase subunit 7A2, mitochondrial (gene cox7a1). Bases 95 to 343 code for a protein of 82 amino acids. NCBI's taxonomy places the organism in Eukaryota, Metazoa, Chordata, Actinopteri, Siluriformes, Trichomycteridae. The transcript is spliced from 4 exons. The record is from RefSeq and is a predicted model, not a curated record. Gene Ontology annotation, biological process: mitochondrial electron transport, cytochrome c to oxygen; regulation of oxidative phosphorylation; mitochondrial respirasome assembly.